This is a messenger RNA of Dentiscutata erythropus, 174 nucleotides long. The record is from the annotation of a GenBank genome assembly. NCBI's taxonomy places the organism in Eukaryota, Fungi, Glomeromycota, Glomeromycetes, Diversisporales, Gigasporaceae.
AACUCGAACUACCAGAUAUUCAUCUUAAAUUAGAUAGGUCUGUGGAAUUUGGAUUAAAGUUUGGCGAACUAUUAAUUACUGCAACUGCUCGUAAUAAAAAGACUGGCGACUUUAUAGAUGAUUCCGAUCAUAUGUUUAAUGUUCAAGAAGAGUUUGAAGAAGAAAUUCAAAAAG